GGGCCGACUAUAUUGACAGUAAGUUGUAACCUACAUUCUCUCAAUAUCCAAGGUACUAUUCACAAGUAUUUCCGUACCGACAAACCAACAAAAUUAAUGGAGAACCAUGCUAAAGUGGCUUGCCAGCUGGAGCCAUGGCGAGAACUCACCGGUAAAGUGGUGAUGAUCACCGGCGCAUCAUCGGGAAUCGGCCGAGAAUUCUGCCUCGAUUUGUCCAGAUCUGGUUGUAGAAUCAUCGCCGCCGCUCGCCGUGUUGAUCGAUUGAAAUCUCUCUGCGAUGAGAUCAAUGGAUUCAGCUCAUCAAACUCGAACGAGUCAAGUUUGAAUCAGGAAGUACGAGCCGUAGCUAUAGAGCUUGACGUUAGCGCCAAUGGUUCGAUCAUUGAAGCCGCCGUGCAGAAAGCUUGGGACGCCUUUGGACGAAUUGAUGCUUUGGUUAAUAACGCUGGUGUUAGAGAUGAUGGCAAUUGAAUUGGGACCAUACAAGAUCAGAGUGAACUCAAUAUCACCAGGACUUUUCAGAUCUGAGAUAACAGAGGGCCUCAUGCAAAAAGACUGGCUCCACAAUAUUGCAUUGAGAACCAUUCCCUUGAGAACACAUGGAACAUCAGAUCCGGCUUUGACUUCAGUGGUGCGUUAUUUAAUCCACGAUUCUUCAGAAUAUGUUUCAGGAAACAUUUUCAUAGUAGAAGCUGGAGCUACUUUACCAGGUGUCCCAAUUUUCUCAUCCCUUUAGUUAUAGAGAAAAUUGAAUUUGUUCUGUUGUACGUAAAAGUAUUAUCAUACAGGAUCUGAAGGUAAAAAGAUAGAGUAUUAAGAUGUUAAGGAAAAAUUGAUCUGCUUCCAUCAAUUUUAUGUAUUAUUCAAUUUGUAAAAUGAACUGUAGCUUGAGAUCUUGUUACAGUUUGAAGAUAUUCUUGCCUAAAGAAAUUUUAUGCUCUGGUUUGAGACGUUUAAAGUAAACAAUUAAUGCCAGUCUUCUCUUUUUCA
This is a messenger RNA of Nicotiana attenuata, 990 nucleotides long. Its product is annotated as 3-oxoacyl-[acyl-carrier-protein] reductase FabG-like. Lineage: Eukaryota; Viridiplantae; Streptophyta; Magnoliopsida; Solanales; Solanaceae. Gene Ontology annotation, molecular function: oxidoreductase activity. The record is from RefSeq and is a predicted model, not a curated record.